UUCACGAGCCCUCAGUUCGGAACCCCUCAGAGCUGCGCCCUUGGCGAAGAGUAAGAAGAAGAUGAAGGCCCCCCAGAAGAAGAAGCAAAAUGCGGCAAAUUGUGGGAAGCCCGUGGGAAUACCCGAGGGGCAUUCAUUUUUGAAUACUGCUGCCCUCGCGUUGAGGUUGAGGGCUGAUCAGGCGGAGUGCUACGUUACUCAACUCCAUGUUGGGCCCUCAGCGACAGUGAUAGAACCGGGCCCCAAUGAUCUGCUGUCCCAGGCUCCCGAGGGGUGCUUUGCGGUCCAUGUCCUCUCCGUCUCGUUGGGCCUUCGGUUUCCGCUACAUCCCUUCCUCCUCGAGUACCUUAGGUAUGUCGGCCUAGCCCCUUGCCAACUUACCCCAAACAGUCAUUCAUACAUUGACGACUUUCUGCACCUCUGUCGGUCCCGGGGUUAACCCAUAGCCUCGACCUUUUCUUUCAGAGUUUCAACCUCUGCUGGGGAGGUCAUGCUAAUUCUGAAGGCUUCACGAAUCUGCAACAGAUCGCCCAGUGGAGGCUCUUUUCUGAUGCGCCCUCGUCCCACAAGGGUUGGAAGGACCGUUUCUGCUACGUCAGGGUGGCGGUGAAUCUGUUUCCCGGGGAGCUGCGAAACCACUUUAGGCGCCAUCCGAAGGUGGAGAGUGCCGCCCUUGAGAAGGAUGGAAGGAAGAUUUUCGCUCUUCCGGAGGGGUCUACGAAGCAUGUGGCAAUCAAGGACUCAACCCUUUCGGACGACCUGCACGAUUUGGGCUUCCGGCGCUACCGUUUUCUGGGGAAAAGGACGAGAAAUAUCCCCUCCUCGAUCGUGCUUUCGAGAGCACUCGAGGUAACAAUAUGGAUGUGAAGGAGCCGGGUAAACAGAAGCCCGUGGAGGCCUUCUUCCAAAAGGGGGGGCGAGGAGCCCUCCAUAGCUACUGGUGACAAGGCCGGGGGGUCUCAAGCUGCAUUGGCCUUGAAGAAGAAGGUCGGAAAGAGGGUUGAGCCCCCGGCCAAGAAGAAAAAGGUGCUCGCCCUCGGCAAGCAGCCGGCCUCUGAUGUUGUGAUCAUCGAGGAUGAGGGGAAUGCAUCCGGU
This is a messenger RNA of Cuscuta europaea, 1095 nucleotides long. The record is from the annotation of a GenBank genome assembly. Lineage: Eukaryota; Viridiplantae; Streptophyta; Magnoliopsida; Solanales; Convolvulaceae.